AUGGGGAACGAUGCCAGCCUUAAUGACACAAGCAGCACGAACCGCACCAAUAACCAACUCCAAGAAGGUCUGAAGCAGAUAGACCAGACAUCACUUCCUGGGAAAUUCAAGGCAUGGUUAUACCAACAUGGAUUGUUACCAAGACUCAUGUGGCCUCUAAUGCUGUAUGAGAUAGCAGUUUCUACUGUGGAAGGCUUUGAAAGAACCAUCAGCAGAUACCUCCGUAGAUGGCUAGGGGUCCCACCAAGUUUCACCAGCAUCGGACUAUAUGGGAGGACCAACCAGCUCCAACUCCCAAUAUCAUCAGUUGUUGAGGAGUACAAAGUUGCCAAGGCCAGGAUGGUGGUGACACUGAAAGAAUCUUCUGAUGACCUGAUCAGGAUGGCAGGCAUAAAGACUAGAACCGGAAGGAAGUGGUCGGCAAGCCAGGCGGUGUCCCAAGCUGAAAGUAUACUGAGACACAAAGACAUCGUCGGAACUACUACGGAGGGCAGACAAGGGCUUGGUAUGAUAAAACCACAGCGAUGGAGUACGGCAGAUAAAAGGGAGAGGAGUCAGAUGGUGCAGAAGGAAAUCAGGGCGAGCGAAGAGGAGAGCAGAAGAGCCCGUUCAGUUGAAAUGGGUGGACAAUGUGCCUGGAACAAAUGGACAACAACGUCAGUUUACGACCUGCUGCCAUCCCCAACCAACCUCCACAGAUGGGGUCUAGUGGAAGACCCAAGUUGCAGUCUUUGUAAUAAGCCAGGCACCAUGGAACACAUCCUGUCAUCAUGUCAGACUUCGCUGACACAGGGCCGCUACAGAUGGAGACAUGAUGCUGUCCUUAGGGAGCUAGCAGAUGUACUUGAGCGCGAGAGAAGGAAGAAAAGAACAGCAAAGAAAACAGCAUCUACAAAGAUCAACUUUGUCAAGGCAGGGGAAACAACCACAAAGCAAGCUCCUAGAAACACGUCGAUCUUAGAUGAAACAGACCAAUGGGAGAUGAAAGUCGACUUAGGGAAGAAGUUGGUCUUUCCCGAUAUUGUCCAAACUACACUGAGGCCUGACAUAGUGAUAUGGUCCACCAAACACAAGAAGCUGGUGACCAUUGAACUCACCGUCCCAUGGGAAUCAAGGUGCGACAUGGCAUAUGAGCGGAAGAAAGCCAAAUACACUGAUCUCUUAGACCAGUUCAGUUCCCGCGGUUGGAAAACAUGGCUGUUCCCGAUCGAAAUUGGCGCCAGAGGCUUUCCCGCACAAUCACUGUGGAGGAUGCUAAGUGCCCUAGGAAUCAGGGGAGGAGAGAGAAAGAGGGCUGUUGGGAGACUAGGUCAAGCAGCAGAGAGAGCGUCCAGUUGGCUAUGGAUUAAGAGGGAGGAGAAGAGCUGGCAGCUAACCACUGACCCGUAG
Dreissena polymorpha is the source of this 1389-nucleotide messenger RNA. RefSeq lists its product as uncharacterized. The transcript has 3 exons. The record is from RefSeq and is a predicted model, not a curated record. The coding region runs from base 1 to 1389 and encodes 462 amino acids. NCBI's taxonomy places the organism in Eukaryota, Metazoa, Mollusca, Bivalvia, Myida, Dreissenidae.